AUGUCGAUUCCCACAUACAAGCUGCUCCGCCGCGCCUGCCAUCACUUGUCAAUCUCCCCCGGUCGCAGGUUCGCAACGACUCUAGCAAACACGCAUUGCCAGGAGUUCACCCUCCCCGAUGGCCGGAUUCUAGGGUUCGCCGGAUACGGCGAUCCUCGAGGCCAACCUCUCCUUUACUUCCACGGUUUCCCUUCCUCGCGCCUCGAGGCGUCAGUCAUGGACGACAUGGCUCGCCAACGCAAGAUCCGCCUUCUGGCUCUUGACAGACCGGGCUUCGGCCGCUCGUCCACCCAACCAGGACAACGAAUUCUCGACUGGCCGGCCGAUGUCGCCGCUUUCGCAACGGGCCAGAACAUUGAGCGCUUCGCCGUCAUGGGCGCCUCUGGCGGUGGCCCCUACGCACUCGCUUGCGCCCGGGCGCUGCCCCGCGAAAUGCUCACGGGCGUGGGACUCUUCGCCAGCGGUCCACCUUGGUGGGCAGGGCGGCAGCACAUGUCUCUGACCCGGAGGGUGACAAGCCGAAUGGCGAACCAGUGGCCGUGGGGCUUGACGAUCUUGCUGCAGGGGCUCGUCGACACGGCGAGAUGGCUGCUGGGCACCGCAGUUAUCCGGAAGCGACUCGAUGCAUGGCUUCAGGGCGAACGAAAUAAGACUAAACCCGAACCCACUUCGGAAACAUCAGAGCCGCAGCGGCCCAUCUCGGAAGCGAGAGACAAUCUGCUGCGAAUGCUGAUUGACGAGCCGUUCAGACAGGGGUGCGAAGCGACGGUCCAUGAGGCGAAGCUCCUGUCGGCCAAUAGUUGGGGCUUCGACUUUGAAGAUGUCGAGCUACCACGCUGUAGGUUCACGGAACUGAGCGAUGACACCCACUACACAAUGUUUCAACAUAUGGCUGGGGCACUGGACGAUCUUAUCCCGAAAGAGGCCACACGCUCCACAAGCAAGACAUGAUUAUUAUUAAGAUAUCAACCAGCAAAGGCAGUUUGGUUGGCAGAUGGUUGUCGACGUUCACAUGCAUGCACUUCGCCACCUCUGUUCCCCCGACCUAAUCAAUGUUGUCUUGGACCAAUAACUAUGAAAACUCUCUUUUCAAAC
Verticillium dahliae VdLs.17 is the source of this 1095-nucleotide messenger RNA. Its product is annotated as alpha/beta hydrolase. NCBI's taxonomy places the organism in Eukaryota, Fungi, Ascomycota, Sordariomycetes, Glomerellales, Plectosphaerellaceae. The record is from RefSeq and is a predicted model, not a curated record. The transcript is spliced from 2 exons. Bases 1 to 951 code for a protein of 316 amino acids.